This is a messenger RNA of Epithele typhae, 2145 nucleotides long. RefSeq lists its product as uncharacterized. NCBI's taxonomy places the organism in Eukaryota, Fungi, Basidiomycota, Agaricomycetes, Polyporales, Epitheliaceae. The coding region runs from base 1 to 2145 and encodes 714 amino acids. The record is from RefSeq and is a predicted model, not a curated record. The transcript is spliced from 2 exons.
AUGUAUCGCUCCGUCUCGCCGCCGUACGACACGGCGGAUCUCGCCACUGCGCCCCGGCGCAUGAAACCGCUCCCCAAACGCAGGCGCACGUCCGACCCGGCCUCCACCCUCCACGACCACCUCCACCUCGCCCUCCCCAACGGCGACGCUGCGGCUCCCGGGGCCCCCGCGGCGGCGGCCACGACGAACACCACCACCACCACUUCUACCAACAUCAGCACCAGGUCCCCCGCCGCGCCACCCGCGGACGGGGACGGCCACGGGGAGAGCACGUCGCCGGAGCCCGCGUCGGCGGUGGGGGUGCUGACGGCGCAGAUGGCGCUCCAGGCGUACUACAUGCCCGUGCUCGGCGGCGUGCGCGAGCUGCUCGAGCCGCGCACGGGCGAGGGCGAGGGCGAGCGGGUGUCGCUCGACCUGAGCGCGGCGCUGGCGCGGCUCGGCACGGGCGGGCUCAGCCUCGCGGUCGGCGUCGGCGCUGGGGGUGGGGGUAGGGGUGCGGGCGUGGGCGGCGCGGGCGGGGACGGAGACGGGGACGGAGACGGAGAUGAGGAGGCGGACGAGGAGGGCGGGAGCCGGGGCGGGGACGGGGACUACUUUGACCACCUGCAGCAGCCGGGGAACACGAAGAAGCGGAAGGUGCCCGCGAACAUGUCCGGCUCGGCGCACGGGCACGACGGGAGCGACGGCGCGGAGGACGGGGACGGAGACGGGCCCGAGCGCGAGGAGGAGUCGCUGACGGGGCCGGGGCGGGCUUUGGGAGCGCGGGCGGCGGGGGCGGGGAGGGGUCGGAGGGGGCGGGGGGCGGGGCUCGGCGGGGGGUGCGUCCAGUUCGGGGGCGGGCGUGGAGGGGGCGUGGGGUACGGGUACGGGUACGGGGGGGACGGGAAGAAGGGGAGGCUCACGCGCGCGACGUACGCGGGGCUGCGGCACAAGGAGAUCCUCCGGGCCCGCAAGAGGCAGCUCGCGACGGUGCUCGGGCCCCUCGCGCAGGAAGACACCCUCGCGCUCGACCAGGCGCUGUCCGCCGCGGAGCUCUUCGUGCGAGGCGCGGUGGGGGUGGGCGGGGGCGGCGCACGACCUCUCCCUGUCCGUCCUUCUCGCAGGCGGGCGGCGAGGGCGGGGCGUGCGCUGAAGGCGGCGACCCCUGCAGGAGCGGGGAAGGAGGAGGAGGGCGACGAGAACGCGGAUCCUGGGCCGAAGACCACCCCGUCCUUGACGCUGCCUACGGCUGCCGACUUUUUGUUCGAAUGCCUCAGUGCCACCUCCGAACGCCUGGCAGUCACAAACGAAGAGGUCGCAGUCCUCCACAGCCGCUUCACGGAAGAGCUCGCACGUCAAGCAGCCAAGGCGGCCGAAGCCGCAAAGCAAGCAGCGGCCGCGGCCGCGCUCGCCGGGCCCGUCGCGAAACGGACGGAGCGGAGCAAGGGCGGGGGCGCGGCGCGCAAGGGCGACGACAAGGGCGCGCUCGUCCCCAGCAGCGCGGACGCGCCGCCGCCCGGGGCGGAGGGCGCGGCAAACGGCAAGGGCAAGGGCGGGAAGAAGAAGAAGCGGUCCGCGCUCGCGAACGCGAGCAACCCGCACCACCUCCGGAACUACGUGCCCUCGCGCCUGCCGCACUCGGGCGGGCCCCCCUCGGCGCAGCAGGCGGUGCAGAACGCGCAGAACCUGCUCACCCCGCUCCCGCUCCGCUUCCUCGCGGCGGAGAUCCCGGCGCGGCGGCGCAAGAAGGGCGACGGCGGCGCGGGCGCGGGCGCGGGAGCGGCGGAGGCCGGGGGCGCGCCCCCCACCGAGACUGAGACGGGGGCGGGGGCGAACGGGAAGGCUGCCCCAGCCCCAGCGGCGGCGAGCGUGCUCGGGAACCCGGCGGACGAGUGGAUCUGCCCGUUCUGCGAGUACGAGCUCUUCUACGGGGAGGAGGCGAGCUACCACCGCGCGGUGCGGAACCGCAAGAAGAUCCUCCGGCGACGCAGGCGGGCGCGCGAGCGGGCGGCGCAGGCGGCGAGCGGGGUCGCGCCUGCUGCGGCGAGCGCGGCGCAGGCGAACGGGGCGGUGGAGGAGGACGGGCAUGCGUACGACGCGCCGGCGGCGGCGGUCGUGGCGCCUGGGGGCUCGGGCAAGCAGGCGAAGGCGGCGGCGCAUGUGUAG